Messenger RNA from Caenorhabditis elegans, 933 nucleotides. RefSeq names its product NR LBD domain-containing protein (gene F38E11.9). The record is from RefSeq and is marked reviewed. The coding region runs from base 9 to 905 and encodes 298 amino acids. Lineage: Eukaryota; Metazoa; Nematoda; Chromadorea; Rhabditida; Rhabditidae. The transcript is spliced from 6 exons.
UUUCAGAAAUGGCCGAAUCUUCGGAUUUCGAUUUCUCGAUGACAUCCGUCAAAGAAGAGUGUUUCACUGAAGACUUUUUCAAUUCAAUCAAAAGUAUGAAUACAAAAAGAAGGAAAACAUAUCUUACUAACUUGAUGUCUAGUAAUGAACUUACCAAGAGACAAGAUACGAACCCUGAUUUUGAUUAUUUUUCGUAUCAAAAUGUCAAUUUUUCGUGGAUCAGAUGCCGUAACUGUUUAGCAAUUAUUGUCGACGAACGUUGUGGGAAUAGAUACAAACACAAAAACAAAGAAUGCACAGCUACAAUAAUGCUGCCCGAUUGUAUACCAGAUUAUGAGGACUUGACAUCAGAAAUUACCGAUUUCUGUCUGAAAUCAGGCUUGCCAUUUUCAUUAAUGGCUUCGGAAAACUUUCAAAAUUUUUUGAAAAAUGUUUGUCUUAAAAGUGGGCAUCCGGAUGUUGGGAAUAUUACUUUCCCAACUCGUGAAACAAUUCAAAAUUAUAUUUGUGCUGAUUAUGAGCACAUUAUUGAAUCAAUUGGCCUUAAGAUUCGAAAAAAAGUGAAAUGCAAAGAAGCUAAUUUGUUAAUUGAUCUUGGAAAGUACUACCAUGAUUAUCUAAAUGCCCUUGUUCUUUACAUGGAUGAUGGUUUAGAAAAACUUGAACUUCAAGUUGUUCCGUAUGCUUUCAAAAUGACGUCAUCAUCUAAAUCUGCAAUUCAUAUGAAAGAAUUGUUGGUUCAAGCUGGAGAAAAAUUUGGUUUAUCACCGGAAGACGUGACUUCAAUGACAUUGAUAUCUGAUGACACUGAAAAUAUGAAAAAUAAAUUAUUGAAAACCAUAUGGUCACUUCUCCCAAAAAGUAUUUUUAUGCGGUUUUUACAUAAUAAUUUAUUCAAACAAUAAUCUGACAAUAAAACAACAAAAUUUUUCU